Molecule: messenger RNA, 1080 nt
Organism: Miscanthus lutarioriparius
Lineage: Eukaryota; Viridiplantae; Streptophyta; Magnoliopsida; Poales; Poaceae
Source: the annotation of a GenBank genome assembly
AUGUCGGCGGCGUCGGCGGCGCCAGCGCAGGCUCCAAGGAAAUGGGAGGGACUAGUGGACGAGGCGCUCGAGAGGGAGGUGCUGGGAGCGUGCCUGGACCAGGCCCCCGAGCGCCGCCGCAUCCGCGAGGCUUUCAAGAACGUGCAGCUCAGCAUCGACCAUUGCCUCUUCAAGGGACAAUAUAGUGGCAUCGGAACCAAGGAGUCAUAUGAGCGUAACUCUAGGGGGGUGGAGAUUUUCUCAAAAUGCUGGUUUCCGGAGAAUCGUCGCAUGAGAGCAAUUGUUUGUCUUUGCCAUGGUUAUGGAGACACGUGUACCUUUUUCCUUGAUGGAGUUGCUAGGAAGAUUGCUUCAGCUGGAUAUGGAGUAUUUGCACUGGACUACCCUGGCUUCGGUCUUUCAGAAGGACUUCAUGGAUAUAUUCCAAGUUUUGAUACUCUUGUUGAUGAUGUAGCUGAACACUUUUCUAAGGUCAAAGGAAAUCCUGAAUAUAGAGGCCUCCCGAGCUUUCUGUUUGGUCAAUCUAUGGGUGGAGCAGUUGCAUUGAAGGUUCACUUCAAGCAACCAAAUGAAUGGAAUGGUGCAAUACUGGUUGCACCCAUGUGCAAGAUAGCAGAUGAUGUGGUUCCACCUUGGCCCAUUCAGCAAGUUCUAAUUUUUAUGGCCAAACUUCUGCCAAAAGAAAAGCUUGUUCCUCAAAAGGAUUUAGCUGAGUUGGCAUUCAAAGAGAAGAAGAAACAAGAGCAGUGUUCUUUCAAUGUGAUUGCCUACAAGGAUAAACCACGUUUGCGAACAGCUCUGGAGAUGCUGAAAACGACACAAGAGAUAGAAAGGCGUCUGGAAGAGGUUUCUUUGCCCUUGAUCAUCUUGCACGGUGAGGCUGAUUUGGUUACUGACCCAGCGGUUAGUAAGGCUCUGUAUGAGAAAGCUAAGAGCCAAGACAAGAAGUUGUGCCUCUACAAAGGUGCAUAUCACGCUAUCUUGGAAGGUGAACCGGACGAGACAAUAUUCCAAGUUCUCGAUGAUAUCAUAUCUUGGCUCGAUCAGCAUUCCACAAGAGAAGAAGGUAUGUCGUCAUGA